Messenger RNA from Trematomus bernacchii (emerald rockcod), 2753 nucleotides. RefSeq names its product sphingomyelin phosphodiesterase 2b (gene smpd2b). The coding region runs from base 304 to 1635 and encodes 443 amino acids. Gene Ontology annotation, cellular component: cytoplasm. Lineage: Eukaryota; Metazoa; Chordata; Actinopteri; Perciformes; Nototheniidae. Gene Ontology annotation, molecular function: sphingomyelin phosphodiesterase activity. The transcript has 11 exons. The record is from RefSeq and is a predicted model, not a curated record.
UAACAGUGGUAGGAGGGCACGUAGCAAUGCAAUUGGCCAAACACUGCUAAAUUAGUGUGUGUUAUAGGAGAUGCUCACCAACCAACCAUGGUGAUAUUAUUUAUGUAAGAUUUCACAAAUAGUUUUCUAACUAGCACGCAAACAGGAAGGGUUUUGGGUCGACAGCCAAAACACACAUUUCGGCACGAAGGGACAAACGGUCCCCUUAACUUCAGCUGACGCCAACAGUUUCGUAAGGAGCUGCCCAGGUCACCUGAUCUGACCCCCCCAUCAUCACAUCUACUGACCCCCCCCCAGGACAGCAUGGCUAACACAGACUCAGUCAAAGUCCGGGUCCUCUCUCUGAAUUGCUGGGGGAUCCGCUACCUCAGCAAACAGUGUCCUCAGCGCUAUGCAAUGAUUGGAGAUAUGUUGUGCAAGGAAGAGCACGAUAUCGUCUUACUGCAGGAGGUGUGGAGUGAGAAAGACUAUCUCUCCCUGAAAAAGAAACUCGCCUGUAGCCAUCCUCACUCGCAUUACUUCAAGAGCGGAGUCAUCGGCAGUGGACUGGCUAUUUUCUCCAUACACAGAAUCCAUGACACAUUUCUGUUUCGCUACUCACUGAAUGGUUAUCCUUACAUGGCUCACCAUGGAGACUGGUUUGGAGGUAAAGCUGUUGGGAUGGCUGUCUUAAACAUUGGCAGCCUGACUGCAAACGUCUAUGUGACUCAUCUGCAUGCAGAGUAUUGCAGAGACAAGGACUCUUAUCUACCUCACAGAGUGGUCCAGGCCUGGGAGCUGCAGCAGUUCAUCCGUCACACCUCCGCUGGAGCAGAUAUGGUGAUUCUGGGAGGGGACCUGAACAUGCACCCCCAGGACCUCGGCAACAGACUCCUCAGGUCUUACACUGGACUCCAAGACGCUUAUUUGGAGACUGCUAAAUUUGAUGGAUGCGAGGAUGGUAUGACCCUUAUAGCCGACAAUCCUUUUAUCAAUAAAAAGGAGCUUUGUCCCUUUGAAAAGGGAAUUCGAAUCGACUACAUCCUGUUCAAGGGUUCUACCAAAACAGACAUUUAUUGUGAUUACAUGUCCACCACCAAAGGCUCCGUCCCAAACCAUCCUUUCCCAUACUCCGACCAUGAGGCUCUGACUGCUGGACUGAGGCUGGAGACACACACUCAGACUGAGACACGAAGUGACAGGCAACCAAAGAUUAAGGACUCUGCUGCAGGGAAGCUGGCUGUGUUAGUGGACAUUGUGACAGAGGCGCGCACUGAAGUCAAAGUGGGCCUGCAUUGCGCUGAGAGGAUGCGCUACACGGCAACGCGCACCGGAGUGAUGGGGUUGGCUCUGCUGGUCCUGGAGCUGGCCAUCGCUGCGGUGCCCUGGUUGGCCCUGGGGAAAGAACAGCCUUUCCCUCGUACCUCCUUCUACCUGCUGGCUGCUCUGUGCUUCGCCAUCCUGCUGACCACCUUCCUGCUGUACAUCUUCUACACCAUGGAGCUGAAGGCUCUGCAGGGGGCUGAAGACCAGAUGAGGCUGGCUGUGGGGAGUCUGCAGGAGAAGCUCAGGGGCUUUCCUCUGGCUCAGCCCCACAACGCCCCGCGGAGGCCCCCAGAGGGUCAUGAGCCCAGUGCAUUGGCCCCGGAGGAAUAAAAGAGGAGCUGACUGCGGUCAAAGUGGGCUCUGUGAGAGGAGCCUUUGAAGUGAGCUUUAAGAUGAAUGUUGGAGAAAGUCCUAUGAAUGUGUUUUAUGCUCUUAAGAUUUAGAUUUGUAUUGCAGAAUGCAAACGUUUUUGAAGGACUUUUCUGAAAGUAGUGCAGGACACAUGCUUUUUAUACUUUUUAUAUACUCGUCUUCACCCCUAGAUUUCCCUCUUCAGCUAAACAAACACUUCCCGUUACAUAACAUGACACUUCUGUGCUACUGCUGUUCUUAACGCUCAUAACUGUGACCAUUUGUGUUUCUUAAGCCGCUUGUCCGACUUGCAUUCCACCAACCAGUAGUUUCAGCGGGACCAGAUGUUUCUGUUUUUGUUUUCAUGCUUCCCUUUUGUGAUCUGGACACAAUCAUAGUGGGUCCAGACUGUUUGCUGAUGUACUUACAGAGAGAAACCCUGUGCACUCCACUGCACGAAGACACAGACACUCCUAAUGUUGAAGGUUUACAUUUAGGUCAGUACCUUUUUAUUUUUACCAGAUUGUUUAGAACUUCCAUAAGCACUUAUAUGAAAACUCAUGCGCCAGUGAAUACUUGUAUUUUUAGUAUUGUAAGAUCUGCAUGUCUCAUGUUUACUGUAUUGCACAGUAAAGUAUUUUAAUGUUAGAGACCAUCUACACUCCUAUUUCCCAAAGUAUCGCAUUGAUAAUGCACUGUAUGUUUGUGUGUGUGUAUAUAUAUACUUUCAAACUUGAUCUAAUUGGAUCACAUUAAUUACUUUUUAAAAGAAACAUCAUGUACUGUAGAGAACUAUGAAUGCUUAAUAUAUCAUUAGUGUGCAGUGCACUUAGCUGUCUAACCAGAUAAACUACUUCCUGUUAUGUGAAAGUACUUAAUGAUCCAUGCUGUUGUAAAACAGUGUUAAGACUCGGCUGAAACCUAACCAUGACCGUAUUGAUAAUGUUAACAGUAUUCUUACACUCAGUGUUGGAAAAGCACAAGUAGUUCUUAAUCUCAUAAAGGUAAUAACAUGUAAAAUAAAACAUGAAGUUCAUUCCAAUUGAAAAUUGUGAUGGGCAUGAUUAUGAAAGCAAUAAUAAAAACUAUAAAUCGAC